This is a messenger RNA of Perognathus longimembris pacificus (Pacific pocket mouse), 1709 nucleotides long. It is a transcript of the gene Pax9, whose product is annotated as paired box 9. Bases 157 to 1185 code for a protein of 342 amino acids. Gene Ontology annotation, biological process: regulation of transcription by RNA polymerase II; anatomical structure development. Lineage: Eukaryota; Metazoa; Chordata; Mammalia; Rodentia; Heteromyidae. The transcript has 4 exons. The record is from RefSeq and is a predicted model, not a curated record. Gene Ontology annotation, molecular function: DNA-binding transcription factor activity, RNA polymerase II-specific; RNA polymerase II cis-regulatory region sequence-specific DNA binding.
UUUACUCCUUCCUUUUGCGCUCCUGCCGCCUCCUCCUGGGGAGAAGCCGAGGCACCCGCAGCCCAGGGCCGCCGCAGGCCGGGCCGGGGAGGUCGCGAGAAAACUUGCUUUCAGGGAGUGCGGCCCUGGGGCCCGGUUGGUGGACGGCUCGGAGCAAUGGAGCCAGCCUUCGGGGAGGUGAACCAGCUGGGAGGAGUGUUCGUGAACGGAAGGCCGCUGCCCAACGCCAUCCGGCUUCGCAUCGUGGAGCUAGCCCAGCUGGGCAUCCGACCGUGUGACAUCAGCCGCCAGCUCCGGGUCUCGCACGGCUGCGUCAGCAAGAUCCUGGCGCGCUACAACGAGACGGGCUCGAUCUUGCCGGGAGCCAUCGGAGGCAGUAAACCCCGGGUCACCACCCCCACCGUGGUCAAACACAUCCGGACCUACAAGCAGAGGGACCCCGGCAUCUUCGCCUGGGAGAUCCGGGACCGCCUGCUGGCGGACGGCGUGUGCGACAAGUACAACGUGCCCUCGGUGAGCUCCAUCAGCCGCAUCCUGCGCAACAAGAUCGGCAACUUGGCCCAGCAGAGCCAUUACGACUCCUACAAGCAGCACCAGCCGGCGCCGCAGCCCGCGCUGCCCUACAACCACAUCUACUCGUACCCCAGUCCCAUCACGGCGGCGGCCGCCAAGGUGCCCACGCCGCCGGGGGUGCCCGCCAUCCCGGGCUCGGUGGCCAUGCCGCGCACCUGGCCCUCCUCGCACUCGGUCACCGACAUCCUGGGCAUCCGCUCCAUCACCGACCAAGGCGUGAGCGACAGCUCCCCCUACCACAGCCCCAAGGUGGAGGAGUGGAGCAGCCUGGGCCGCAGCAACUUCCCCGCCGGCGCCGCGCACGCAGUGAACGGGCUGGAGAAGGGAGCCUUGGAGCAGGAAGCCAAGUACGGCCAGGCACCAAAUGGUCUACCAGCUGUGAGCAGUUUUGUGUCCGCCUCCAGCAUGGCUCCUUACCCCACCCCAGCCCAAGUGUCACCUUACAUGACCUACAGCGCUGCUCCUUCUGGUUAUGUUGCUGGACAUGGGUGGCAACAUGCCAGCGGUACCCCUCUGUCCCCGCACAACUGUGACAUUCCCGCAUCGCUGGCUUUCAAGGGGAUGCAGGCCGCCAGAGAAGGUAGUCACUCGGUCACUGCUUCUGCACUCUGACGGGAACUCCGGCCUCCAGCAGCUGCACGCGGGCCUCCCCUGCCAGCCCAUUCGCCCCCCUUCCACCCCUUCCACCCUCCCCCCCACCCGCCUGGAGAGCUGGCUUUAUGGACUCGCAUCCUCUGUGCUGAUGACACUUCAAUACUUGUUGCCGUAACUUCUUCCGUGUAGGAAACCCGGCAGAACUUUAGGGUUUAAGAGCAAAUGCAACAUGCAGGGUGGAAUGAGACAUUCUGUUGCCCACACACUGUUUUAAGGUAGUGAAGAAACCUUUACCCCUCAAAGGGCUUACAGAACUUAAAAAAAAAUAGUCUUUGGUAAAACCACACACGAUAUUUAUUCUAAAUCACCCUGAACUUUUGAAAUGUGCAAUUGUUGAGAUUUUGCAAAAUCAAUAAAGAAAAACACGUGUAGAAAAAAAAAAUCUUAUGCUAUUAUACCCUCUAAUCAAAUAAGGUAAGCAAGUAAGCCUUAAUUCAUCAUUAGGAAAACCAAUCAAUAACUCACUUAUUUGAGUGAUCUUU